Molecule: messenger RNA, 1143 nt
Organism: Nematostella vectensis (starlet sea anemone)
Lineage: Eukaryota; Metazoa; Cnidaria; Anthozoa; Actiniaria; Edwardsiidae
Product: homeobox protein B-H2
Exons: 2
Coding region: 148-801 (217 amino acids)
Biological process (GO): regulation of DNA-templated transcription
Molecular function (GO): DNA binding; DNA-binding transcription factor activity, RNA polymerase II-specific
Source: RefSeq, a predicted model, not a curated record
GAGGGUGGAUAAUGUGUAAGUGCCGUCUGUCUAAUUGGAUGUCAAACUAUUUAGUCGCACUGUUAGGACUAUGAAAACUAUUUAGUGGCCUACGCAACACAGUCGGCGCCAGAGAGUCGAGACGAAGGCUUGUCACAGCACACCAACAUGUCUUCUAGUUUCAGUAUUAGUGCAUUGUUAGGGGAGAGAGAGGCCCCAAAGGCUCUAAUACAGAGAGAAAGUGUAUUGAGAGUUGCUGGUGGAAGAAAAUCGUCUAUUGAGACGACAGAUAAUGAUCAGAGUAACAUCGAAAAUGGAGAUGACGAUAGUGGCGUUGAGUCACCCAAUGAGGCCUACGAGAACGACUCUUGCCACAACGACGAAAACCAAACAUACUACAUCAGCAGCAACCACAAAUACCACUCAAGCAAAUCGAGGCGAAAACGAACCGCUUUCACGAGUAGCCAGCUGAAAUACCUCGAGGAGAAAUUCCAAGAGAAGAAAUACCUGACCAUCAGCGAGAGAAACGAGUUGGCAAAAUCCAUGUAUUUGAGUGAUACGCAAGUAAAAACGUGGUUUCAGAACCGUAGGACGAAAUGGAAGAAGCAAAUGGCGCCAGAGUUCGAGGCUACGCUCAGGAACGAAGAGAUGACGGCAUUGUAUGGGCAAUACCCCUUCCCUUUAACAUACUACGCUGAAUAUCCUUCCGUGCCAUUUAUGCCAACUGCACAGGGCUAUGGACUCGUGCCGAAUUUCUUUUCGCCUCCAAAUCUUCAAGUACUGUACUCAAAUAUGUCUAUAUAUCCUUACCAGCAAUUAUAGCAAUGAAGUAUAGUGAUUGGAUUUUAGAUUUUUUUACAGAGUACUCGUUGUUUAACUAAGUAAAGGAAGGUUAUGCUUUAAAGAAACAUGCAGAACAUAUAUUUAUUCAUCAAAAAUUAUAUUAUCUCACAGCUAAAGAAUAUCUUGUGCAUAAAUAGCGUAUUUUUUAUGUUAUGAUUCCGCCCUGAACUAUGAACAAAGGUCUGCAUAUUUAGAGGGAUUUAAAGUGCGUAGACAUUUGUGCGGACAAUUGCACGAAAAUAAUUUAUUGUUACAUCUGUAAAUACUGUAAAUAAGCAAUUGUACACUUGAAUACAAUAAAAACAGAAACUUUUCAUAGUA